Molecule: messenger RNA, 2601 nt
Organism: Entamoeba invadens IP1
Lineage: Eukaryota; Evosea; Mastigamoebida; Endamoebidae
Product: protein serine/threonine kinase
Exons: 1
Source: RefSeq, a predicted model, not a curated record
AUUUGUGUUUUAUGUUGUACAAAUUACACAUCAUGUACUAAAUGUAAUACUACAAAUUGUUUGGAAUGUUCCGAUAACCUUUUUCCAUAUGAAAACAAGUGUAUCGAUUGUAAAAAGUUCUUUGGUGAUUGCGCCAAGUGCACCACAGAUGUUUGUACGGUAUGUAAUACUAAAAGUUCAAUUGUUGGGUAUAAAUGUUUGAAUUGUAGUACAUACAACACACAAUGUUUGACAUGUGAUUAUGAAAAAUGCACAGACUGCUUAGCUCCAUAUACUUUAUAUAACAAAAUGUGUUACAACUGCAAUGCUUUUUCUAAUUGCCAAAACUGCACAACUGACACAUGUAAAGUUUGUAAGAAUGGAUAUGGUCUCACCACAAUAAACACAUGUAUUUCAUGUUCUACAUUUGGUGGUCAAUGUAGUAAAUGUACUGGAGACAAAUGCAUUGAAUGUAGCCAGAAUUACUUUUUAAAAGAAGACAACACAUGUGCUAGUUGUGAUAAAAUGGAGGGGUGUAGUGUAUGUCAGUCUACUGGCUGUUUACAAUGUUCUGAUGGAUAUUUCAAAGUUGGAAAUACAUGUCAGAAAUGUAUCAAUGAUUGUAUGACUUGCACAAAUAAUAUGACUUGUGAUAAAUGUUCCAAUGAUACACUAUUUUAUAAAGAAGAUGAAAUGAAAUGUACUACGUGUCCAACUGAUAACUAUUACAAGAAAGAUGGGAUUUUAUGUAAAAAGUGUUAUGCUGAGUGUAAAACAUGUGACACUUUAAGCAUAUGCACAACAUGUAUUGAUGGGUAUUAUAUGGCAUCUGAUGAUUUUUGUUACACGUGUACAUCUAGAAAUUGUUUGACGUGUACAAUUGAUUCUUGUGAGACGUGUUUGCCCCGGUAUGUACUUAAAGAUCACAAGUGUGUAUUAUGUAACGAAGUAGAUAAAACAUGUUUAAAAUGUCAUACCUAUAAUAACGAACAAGUUUGUGAUGAGUGUAUUUCUGGGUAUUGGCUUGAGGAUAAUAAAUGUGUGACCUGUGAAGGCUGUGGUGACAAAGGAUGUUCCAGAGAGAACAAAAAGUGUUAUAAUUGUCCCCAAUAUGAUCAAGUUUUAAUCAAUGGUACUUGUGUCAGAAAUACAUUGUGUGAUAUGACUGAUAAUAAUAAUAUUUGUAUACAAUGUGUAUAUCCAUAUAUAUUAGUUGGGGGAACAUGCAUUAAAAGUGUAUCACAAACAACAAAUGGCGUGGUGAAAUACACAGAUUAUUACAUUAAAGGCUCUGAUAUUGGCUGUGAUUUAAUUAAAGAUCAACAAUGUGAGACAUGCAAAAGUGACCGAUAUUUAAAUGAUGGUGUUUGUUUGAAAUGUGAAGAAAUCUAUCCCAAUUGUAUUUCAUGUCAAAGUGACUUGACAACAAAUAUAAAACAAGUGAUAUGUAACACCUGUCAAAUUGGUUACUUUCCAGAAAUUCAAUGUAAGUCGUGUGAAUUGAUAUAUGGCUGUAAAGAGUGUUUCAACGUCUUAAAAAAUGAUUCAUUGCAUGCAAAAACGUGCACCAAAUGUCAAGACACGUUUAAAUUCAACAACGGCAGUUGUGAAAAAGUAGCACAUUGUAUUCAAGGAAAUGAAGACAUAUGUACACUUUGUGAAAGAAAUUACGUUGUGUCGGGUUCGGGGUGUAAACCAUGUGGUGAAGUGUAUGACAAUUGCAUAGAAAGUGACAAUGACAUCUGCACCAAAUGUGAUUCUUCACAUUAUCUAGACAGUGAUGAUUUAUGUAGUCUUUGUACCAUUCCAAAUUGUGUCGAUUGUAAGCCAAAUGGUGAGUGUAAUAAAUGUGAAACUAAUUUCACACUUGGAACAACCUUAAUGAAUUGUGUUUCUUGUGACACCAUAGAUUCAUGUAGUUAUUGUGAUCCAACAAAAAUAAUGACAUGUUCAAUAUGUUCUCCAACAACCUUUAAUGUCAAUGGAAUCUGUCAGACUUGUGGCUCAAUAGAUAAUUGUGAAGCUUGUUCAUCGCCAUCAAAAUGUGAUAAAUGUGUGUUGGGCUUUUAUCCCGAAACCAAUAUGUGUAAAUCAUGUUUGAAUAUCGAAGGGUGUAAAGAUUGUUUAAAUUCAGAAAAGUUGUGCACAUCGUGUCAAGAUGGGUAUCUCAUGGAAUCUAAUGUAUGUCAAAAAUGUAGUAAUUUCUUCGACCAUUCUGUCUAUUGUACACAAAAUGAAGCAACAAAAUGUGAACCUGGUUAUUUCAUUAAACAUGGGAGGUGUUCUGGAUGUGAAUCUAUUUAUGGAUGUAUCGAAUGCACUUCAGAUAAUAAUUGCACCAAAUGCGACACUGAGUUAACAUUGAUUGUUAAAAAUGGAGUAUCUCAAUGUACUGAUAACUGUGGAAUUGACAAUUGCAUAAGUUGCAACGAAGACAACACAUGUAAACAAUGUUCUUUACCAUACACAUUAAGUGAAGGUAUAUGUAAAUAUUGUUAUGAAGCAAAUGAGCAUUGUGGACUUUGUUCUGUUGAUGGGAAAUGUACUACUUGUGAGUCGAAUGAAUAUUUCCUUGAAAAUGGAAAGUGUCUCAAGUGUAAUUUGAAAACCGGAUUUGACAAU